Molecule: messenger RNA, 1383 nt
Organism: Humulus lupulus (European hop)
Lineage: Eukaryota; Viridiplantae; Streptophyta; Magnoliopsida; Rosales; Cannabaceae
Exons: 2
Coding region: 1-1383 (460 amino acids)
Source: RefSeq, a predicted model, not a curated record
AUGGCAGAUGCUCAAAGGUGGAAAUCUUUAGGAUUGGCUGAUGAGCUUCGAUCUAUUGGUUCUCAUUAUACUUGGACCCAUAACCAAGCUGAUGGGGCUAGAAUUUUCUCUAAUUUGGACCGUACUUUUAAGAAUGAAGAGUGGAUGGAUCUAUUUCCUAAAUCGAUAGUUUUUAUAAAAUGGGAUAUAAUAUCUGAUCACUGUUUCUGUAUUGUUAAGGCAAUGACAGAUGUGAACACUGGUUUUAAGCCUUUUCGGUUCUUCAACAUGUGGACCGAACAUGAAAGGUUCAAAGCUGUUGUUACGCAAAGUUGGAACAAAUCCAUAUCAACUCAUGGGUUAGAUAGAAUUAUGAUGAAACUGAAGAGACUAACUCAUGUUCUUAGACAGUUUAAUAAGUGGGAGAUUGGUGAUGUUGAACACAAGUAUCAGGUUGCCAAAGAGAAUUACAAUCAUGCUCAAUACCAACUUCAGCAAGAUCCUCAUUCAGCUGAGUUUCAAGCUGAGGAACAUAAAUCUUUUGUAAAUUUGGUUCAGCAAACCAGGUUCUAUGACAGUUAUCUUAGGCAAAGAGGCAAAAUUAUUGAGAAGUAUGAGGAUGUAGUGGCUCACUUUUUACAUCAUUUUCAGAGUAUUUUGGGUAGUCAAAGUAAGGCCUCGGGUCCUAUUCAAAAGGAGUGUUUUAUGCAUGGUAACAUCUUAUCUUUAGAGCAACAGCUAGUAUUAAUAAAGCCUUUUUCUAAGAAGGAUGUUAAAAAUGCUAUGUUUAGUAUUAGUUCAAUCAAGAGUCCGGGUCCUGAUGGUUAUGGUUCGGGUUUUUUCAAAGCAAUGUGGAAUGAGCUUGGUGAUGAUAUUUCAGACGCAAUUCUGGGGUUCUUUCAGCAGGGUUCGCUGCCUAAAGGCCUCAACAAUGCUAUGCUGUCAUUGAUUCCAAGAGUAGAGAAUUCGACUAAGGCUGUGGAUUAUAGGCCCAUAGCUUGCUGCAAUACAUUGUAUAAAUGUAUUUCAAAGAUGCUAUGUGGUAGAUUGAAUUUGAUCCUUCCUUUGUUAAUCCACCAAAAUCAAGGAGCUUUUGUUAGGGAUAGACUAUUAGCUCAUAAUAUCCUUAUUUUUCAAGAUACUCUUAAAGGUUACAAGAGGAAGCAUAUCUCUCCUAGAUGUGUGAUGAAAGUUAAUCUAAGUAAGGCUUAUGAUUCAAUUGAUUGCCAAUGUUUGGAGGAUACCCUUGUAGCCUUCUAUUUCCCGGGACAGUUUAUUAAUUGGGUUAUGGUUUGUUUAAAGGACUCUUCUUAUUCAAUCUUGAUGAAUGGUAGAGUUCAAGGUAGCUUUCUUGGAAGGAAGGGGCUUAGACAAGGGGACCCUGUAACGACCCAAAAUCAUUAA